This is a messenger RNA of Drosophila biarmipes, 4609 nucleotides long. RefSeq names its product anoctamin-6. The coding region runs from base 603 to 3662 and encodes 1019 amino acids. Gene Ontology annotation, cellular component: plasma membrane. NCBI's taxonomy places the organism in Eukaryota, Metazoa, Arthropoda, Insecta, Diptera, Drosophilidae. The record is from RefSeq and is a predicted model, not a curated record. Gene Ontology annotation, molecular function: chloride channel activity; protein dimerization activity. Gene Ontology annotation, biological process: chloride transmembrane transport. The transcript is spliced from 10 exons.
GCAACGCUGGCCUCGCUUCGUUUCGCUUGUGGCGUAAACUAAAUUAAGUUAAUAAAAACAAGUGUUUCUGGCGGCCGCCGCGGCCCCAUCGAGUGCUACUGUUUGCUUGUCGGCUGUGCGAAGGGCGGGGAGUGCGCAGGAGGCGGAACAUCGGGCAGGCAGCGCAGGAAAUGGCCUUGGCCGUCAACCACGGUGAACACUAGCUACAGUCAACGACAACAAGCCAGUAAUCGCCAGCCGACGCGAGCGUACGCACACUUCGCCUCGCUGGCUCUGCGCUUUUAUUUUCCCCUCUGACAUCAUACGCGGCGGGAUCGCCAGUAUCUCCUUUCCCUGUGCACGCACAUGCUCUUGGAGCCCCGAGCUUGAUCCCGCAUCCACGGUGUUGCUUUCGUGAUGCAUGGCAGUCGGUGCCGCUGCGCAGCCGCCGAGAAAGUGCCGAGGAAUCCAGGACUCGAAACGAGGGAGCAGCGGGAUCGCCAGGAUCGCCGGGAACGCCGGGAUCGCUGGCAGCAGCACGCCUGAGGAAUCCGCGAUCGAUCGAUCGACUUCCAGCAAGCGCCGCCAAGACAUUCACCCAGCUCUCGCCCCUGCCAGCAGUCAUGUAUUCGGCGGUCCGCACCCACGACUACGAGUAUCCCGAAUCGGAAAUGGACGAGCGGGAGAGCCUGUACUUCGACACCAUAUCGCUGGCGGAAUCGGAGGCGGCGGCUGCUGCGGCGGCGCACCGCAAGUCGCUCUCCCAGUCGCGGAACACCAUCUACCACUCGGCGGUCGACCUGGCCGGCGAUGAGGGCCGGGCCAGUCUGCGUCUGGGAGGCGCCUCGUCCGCCGAGCAUGCGGCCCUGGCCUGGCAGCCCGGCUACCGGCAAUCCACGGCGCUGGAGCACCUCAACGGAGGUGGCGACCACACGGACGCCGCCAUCGCCGCGCAGAUGAUUGCCCUGCAGAACGGACGGAACCACCUGCCCACUGGCAUCGGGGUGGCCGGCGGAGACGGCGGAGGAGCAGGACCGGGCGGUGGUGACGAUGAGGUCUCUAGACGUCUGUUAAGAAGUAGUAGCAACAUUUCUAAUAAAGAUAAGAAAUUGCCAAUAACAUACUCCCAGUGGAAAUCAAGGACCUACAGACGCUUCGACGAUGGCAAGAGGAGCGUGGACUUUGUGUUGGCCUACAAUGGCGAGGUGCAGUCGGAGGAGCAGCGGCGCAAGUGCGAGAUCUUCGAGGCCAAUCUGCAGCGCGAGGGCCUGCAGCUGGAGCACAACAAGGUGCAGCGGGUGCACUUCGUGAAGAUCCAUGCGCCCGCGGAGGUGCUGUAUCGCUAUGCGGAGAUACUGAAGAUAAAGGUGCCGCUGAAGCCGAUCCCCGGCCAGGACCAGAUCUUCGCCGAGUCGGCGCACGAGUUCAAGUCCUGCCUGAGCCGCAUGUGCCGCAGCCUGUUCAGCUCCGUGCAGCUGAACACGGCCCUCUUCCCGGAGCGCGAGCCGCGCAUCCACUUCGAGUUCGCCCGCAACUACCUGGAGCUGUACGACACGGAGCACCCGAACUUCCUGGACGCCGGCACCCGCUACUUCAUCAUCAACUUCAUUCUGCAGCGCCAGCACUUCGUCGAGGGCGAGGAGACGGCCGACAACCUGGGCAUCGAGAAGCUCGUCCAGGACGGCGUGUACACCUGCGCCUACACACUGCAUGAUAAAGACGAUCGCGACCGUCUGCUGAAGGAGUGGGCCAACAUAUCCAAGUGGAAGAACCUGCAACCACUGGACCAAAUCAAAGACUACUUCGGAGCCAAGGUGGCACUUUACUUCGCCUGGCUGGGAUUCUACACGCAAAUGCUGAUCCCCAUCAGUGUGUUCGGAGUGCUCUGCUUCCUCUACGGCUUCGUCACGUGGACCAGCGAUCCGAUUAGCCGGGACAUUUGCAACGACAACGGAACGAUCAUGUGUCCGCAGUGCGACCGAAGCUGCGACUACUGGCGGCUGAACGAGACCUGCACGUCUUCCAAGUUCAACUAUCUGAUAGACAACAAGUCCACGGUGGUGUUCGCCCUGCUGAUGUCCAUUUGGGCGGUGGUGUACCUGGAGUUCUGGAAGCGCUACUCGGCGGGUCUGGUGCACCGCUGGGGCCUGACGGGCUUCACCCACCACGUGGAGCACCCGCGUCCGCAGUACCUGGCCAAAAUAUCGCGCUCCAGGAGGCUGGCCGGAAAGUACGAGGAGGACCAGAAUGGCAAGCCGAGCAUCCUGGACCCAGACGUGCCCUUCUGGAGCAUCAAGUUCCUGCCCAACUUUACUAGUUAUAGCAUCAUGAUAUUGUUCAUUUGCAUAUCAGUCAUUGCCAUAGCGGGCAUCAUCAUCUACAGAAUGGCACAGCGAGCCUCGCACAGCAUCCUAGGCAGCGAGAAUUCCAUGACGUUCAAGGUCAUGAUCCUGCCCAUGACGGCGGGCGUGAUCGACCUCAUAGUGAUCUCGCUGCUGGACAUGGUCUACUCCAAUCUGGCCGUAAAGCUGACCAACUACGAGUACUGUCGCACCCAGACGGAGUACGACGAGAGCCUAACAAUCAAAAACUAUGUGUUCCAGUUUGUCAAUUACUACUCCUCGCUCUUCUACAUUGCCUUCCUCAAGGGCAAGUUCGUUGGCUAUCCGGCAAAGUACAAUCGCGUGCUGGGCUUCCGCCAGGAGGAGUGCAAUCCCGGCGGCUGCCUCAUGGAGCUGUGCAUGCAGCUGGUCAUCAUCAUGGCCGGCAAGCAGGCGGUCAACGCCAUCGUGGAGAUGCUGAUACCCUAUCUGAUGCGCACCUUCAAGGAGCUGAGCUACCGCCACGGCUGGUACAAGAGCCACCAGGACCAGCGGCUGGUGCCCUACAACCAGUUCACCGAGGACUAUAACCUACUGCCCGCCGAGAACAAUUCGCUCUACGUGGAAUACCUCGAAAUGGUUGUGCAAUUCGGCUUCAUCACGCUGUUUAGCCUGGCCUUUCCCUUGGCGCCGCUGCUGGCCCUGCUGAACAAUGUGAUCGAGGUGCGCCUGGACGCCAUCAAGAUGCUGCGCUUCCUGCGACGGCCGGUGGGAAUGCGAGCCCGUGACAUUGGCGUUUGGCACAGCAUCAUGACCGUCGUCACCCGUAUAGCCGUGGCCUCCAGCGCAAUGAUAAUCGCAUUUAGCACGAACCUCAUACCGAAGAUCGUGUACGCCGCCUCCAUGGGCGAUCCCGAGCUGAACAACUAUCUGAACUUCACGCUGGCUGUGUUCAACACCAAGGACUUCCAGGUGCAACCUCUGCUGGGAGGCAGUCAGCAUGUGAACGAGACGGUGUGCCGCUACACAGAGUUCCGCAACUCGCCGGAGGAUCCGUUCCCCUACAAGCGUCCCAUGAUUUACUGGAAGAUACUGACGGGUCGGCUGGCCUUUAUAGUCAUCUACCAGAACAUCAUCACCAUGCUGCAGGGCAUCCUACGCUGGGCCGUGCCGGAUGUGUCGGGACGCCUGCUGAAGCGCAUCAAGCGGGAGAACUUCCUGCUGCGGGAACACAUCAUCGAGUACGAGAAGCAGCACGCCAUGAAGAUGGCCCAGACGGAGGUGGCGGGCCCCCAGAAGUCGGAGCUGCCCAGUGAGACGACGGUGCUGCGGAGGCGCGACGAUGCCACCACCUUUGUCUAGGGAUCGGCGGCGCACUGUGGCAGCUGCAUGUUCAUCGGAUCAUUCCUUGGUUUCUCUCCAGUAAAAACACGUAGUUAGCCGAACUUUUGUAUAUACCGACACGCGGAUAUCUAGGGGAUUGUCGCCACGUUAACGCAUGGAUGUUGUGCUUCGUACUUAAGAUGAUUUUUGUACUGUGUUUGCAUGGGAAGUGCUCAACGAAAUGCGGGCAUAUCGAGGACCCGAGUCAAGCAAUUGCAUUUUAUAUACACACACGAGGUUUUAUAUUGUUACUCGAUUGAUUGAUUGAUGUUGUAUUUUGUACGAGAGUUUCACGCAACUCCCGGAGCAAGGAGCCAAGGGAACCGUGCCCAUUGUUAACCCAUGAGAUCACUGCGCGGCCAAGUCGCUUGAGCAGCACACAACGAAUACGGUUAAAGAGAUAUGUAUUUGAAUAUUUUUACAUUUUAUACACACGUCCAAAGUGCAUUAACAAGGAGUAUUUAUAAUUUAAAUCAAUGUAUUCCCGAGAUGGAUCGAUUGAUCGAACCGAAAACGAAUUAUACACCACAGAAUGUGUGCAGGUGGAAGAUGCUAGCAUUAAACACUAAGAAACAAUCCAAUGUACCUUGCAAUGUUGCCCACAACCGAAAAGCGAACUCAGACAUAUGUACGUUCACCCUCGCCCUGUCUAAUCCAUUGUUUUUAUUGUUGAUUAUUGCCAAGCGAGAGCAUUGCACACUUCGCAAUAUUUUGUAGAACUCUAAAUGCUACUUACCAGUACGUACACCUAUAGUGAAUUGUUGUUUUGAUAAACAUAUUUAUACGAUACCAGUAAUAAUAAUAACGACUACGGUUACGAUAGAGAUUAAGCCGGAAACGGAUGGUGUUGAGAGCUGGUCUGCAUGUGAACUAAAAACAAGCAUAACAAAUAAAACAUGGGUUUACCCCAUAAGUGUUAACAGUGA